This is a messenger RNA of Esox lucius (northern pike), 1543 nucleotides long. Its product is annotated as mitochondrial pyruvate carrier 2. Gene Ontology annotation, biological process: pyruvate import into mitochondria. Gene Ontology annotation, cellular component: mitochondrial inner membrane. The coding region runs from base 337 to 729 and encodes 130 amino acids. The record is from RefSeq and is a predicted model, not a curated record. Lineage: Eukaryota; Metazoa; Chordata; Actinopteri; Esociformes; Esocidae. The transcript is spliced from 5 exons. Gene Ontology annotation, molecular function: pyruvate transmembrane transporter activity.
CGUCGUGACGAAGAAAAGUCACCACCUUGCGAUAGUUCUCCAAAGCAACAACCACUGAUGAACGUUCAUAUAGCAUAACAGGUUUUGCUAGCAUGCUACAUGGCAGUAGGUUUGUAUCGGAAGGUCGAAAUUAGGACAGCGCCUUUCUACACAAAUUGGGAACUGUUUUAUGACGGGAAACCAUUGCUGUAAACCUAGGACAUAGGGUCAUACGAGAGUGUCAAAGUCAAAUUCCGUUUGUCCUUCGUAGCCAGCCAACGUUAAAUAUUUAGCUAGCUAACGUUAGCUAGCUUGUUAGGUCAAGAGUAGCCCAGAAAACAACAUUAGCUCGCAAACAUGGCUGCAAUAAGAGUUUCAUAUCACAAGUUAUUGGACAAGAUCGGGCUUCUUUUGCCAGCAAAACUGAGACCUAUCUACAAUCACCCUGCAGGUCCGAAGACUGUUUUCUUCUGGGCCCCAAUGUUCAAAUGGGGCCUCGUCAUGGCGGGUCUGGCAGAUAUGAGUCGACCAGCAGAGAAGCUCAGCCUCUCGCAGUCCUGUGUGUUGACAGCCACAGGUCUGGUCUGGUCCAGAUACUCAUUGGUCAUCAUUCCGAAGAACUGGAACCUCUUUGCUGUCAAUUUGUUUGUCGGUAGUGCUGGAAUAUCCCAACUCUACAGGAUCUUCCGGUAUGAGCAACAGAAGAAAGCAGAUGCCAAGGAGCAGGCUAUCACACCUGUGGAGUCUUGAGUGUAACCAAUCCAAUUCAACCCCCUGGAUUGAAAGGGAGCCUCCUUGCCUGAAGAAAACCAGACCCUCCAUCCUUCUUCCAUCCUCACUCCAUGUUACAGUACAAAGAAACAUGUUUCCUUGCUGGAAAGCCACUAAUUUGCCUGGAUUUCUUCAGGUCUAUUAAUCCUUACCAAAACAAUGACAACGGUGAUCAUCGACGCACAAUGUGUAGUAUUGUUAAGUUUUACUUCAUGCCAUAACUUAUGAUUUGUGUAAUUUCAUUAAUUUAUGCUUUUUAUUUUUUUGCAUCAACAUACCUCAUGAUAGUUUCCUAACAAUGGAGGUCUUGAAGAUGGUUAUAAAGAAUGUCUCCAAAUACAUUUUAGAAUUAGAAGUGUCACCUUUUCCAUCCCCAAUGCUUAUUGUUUUUGGUAAGUUAACACCUGUACCUCAAGGAUAACUAAUGCAUAAUGUUACUGUUCCAUCCACAUUUAAUUGUUAAACCCAUAUAGUAAAUUAAGUACUGGUGGCGGUUACUGUGGAUUCUCAAAAUAGCACCUAUUGCCAAUAGCUACAUGAAUCACUUUUCAGCAAUGAAUUGAGCAUUAUAGUUUCAAGUAGCACCUUGAUUUCCUAUAAUAAACACUUAAAACAGGUAGAGAAUUUAUAGAACGAGUAAUCUUUGGAGGUUUUAUAGCAAUAACUAGUACUACAUGUUAGUCCAAAAGGUACCCUGAAAACAUGCAAUUUCACUGAACCAGGUAAUAAUGAACAUGCAUUUGUGAAAAGUAUUUUGCAACGGGUAACAAUUAAAUCUUGGCUUACUUUGGAA